ACCCACGUUUCCAUUAGUUGUUUCGAGUUUCAUGUUCGUCUACAGAUCCGGACGUGAAUGUAUCUACACUGACCCGAUAUAGAUCCGACCCAUUUGAUGCCCUAGUUUUGCUGUUGGAGAAUGCGAUUAUGCGACCGGAGAGAGAGAGAGAUGGGAAUGCGACCGAGGGUUUGAGUUUACCUGUGAGAAGGAGAAUGAUGGAGGAGGAAUCGAUUGCAUCGAUUGGGGCCUUCCAGUUCCCGGUUUUAAUUUUGGCUGGCACUUUUGCACGCUUGGAUAGAAAUUUCCUUCAUUACAAGAAUUAAGAGGGUUUUAAUUUUCACUUCCAAUGCUAUUACGUGGAAACGAAGUGAUGUCUGAAGAAGCUAGGCAGAUGAUAGAGGCUUAUAAUGAUCCUUCAGACCAGAGAUCUUUGUCUUUGGAUGAUACCAGUAGCACUGAAGAAUCACCAGAGAACACCCGACUGUCAUUAGAAACUUCAAAUGAUGCAAUUCCUUACAUUGGGCAAAGAUUUCUAACUCACGAUGCUGCAUAUGAGUUCUACAGUGAGUUUGCAAAAAGAUGCGGAUUCUCGAUCAGACGGCAUCGGACAGAAGGAAAAGAUGGAGUUGGUAAAGGACUGACAAGAAGGUACUUUGUGUGCCAUCGUGCUGGCAACACUCCAAUCAAGGCAUCAAAUGAGAGUAAACCACAGAGAAACCGCAAGUCAUCAAGAUGUGGUUGCCAAGCGUACUUAAGAAUCAGCAAGACUAUGGAAUUAGGGGUUCCAGAAUGGCGUGUUACAGGCUUUGCAAAUCACCACAACCAUGAGCUCUUGGAACCAAACCAAGUUCGCUUCCUACCAGCAUACCGGACAAUAUCAGAGAGUGACAAGAACCGUAUCUUCAUGUUUGCCAAAACUGGCAUCUCUGUACAACAAAUGAUGAAGCUCAUGGAGCUUGAGAAGCGUGUGGAGCCUGGAUACUUGCCAUUCACUGAGAAAGAUGUGAGAAAUCUACUUCAGUCAUUCAGAAAGGUAGAUCAAGAAGAUGACAGUAUUGAUCUCCUAAGGAUGUGCAGGAACAUCCAGGACAAAGAUUCCAACUUUAAAUAUGAGUACACAAUUGAUGCAAACAACAGAUUAGAGAACAUUGCUUGGUCUUAUGCUUCAUCAGUCCAAUCAUAUGAGAUCUUUGGUGAUGCUGUUGUGUUUGAUACAACUCAUCGUUUAACUGCCUUUGAUAUGCCACUUGGGAUAUGGGUUGGCAUGAAUAAUUAUGGCAUGCCUUGCUUCUUUGGUUGUGUACUCCUACGAGAGGAGAAUAUGCGGUCCUUCUCGUGGGCAUUGAAGGCAUUCUUGAGGUUUAUGAAUGAGAAGCCUCCACAGACAAUCCUUACUGACCAGAAUAUGUGUCUCAAAGAGGCGAUAGCUGUUGAAAUGCCGAAUACUAAACAUGCACUUUGCAUUUGGCUUAUUGUGGCAAAGUUCCCUUCCUGGUUUAAUGCUGUUCUUGGGGAACGCUACAAUGAAUGGAAGGCCGAGUUUUAUCGGCUGUAUAAUCUUGAAUCGAUAGAGGAGUUUGAACUAGGCUGGAGAGACAUGAUGAACUCUUUUGGGCUUCACACAAAUAGACACAUUGCGAAUUUGUUUUCUUUACGAACCCUUUGGGCAUUACCCUAUUUGAGAAGCAAUUUUUUUGCGGGAAUGACUACAACUGGCCAAUCCAAGUCAAUCAAUGCUUUCAUCCAACGGUUCUUGAGCGCACAAACUCGGCUAGCACACUUUGUCGAACAAGUAGCGGUUGCUGUUGAUUUCAAAGAUCAAGCAGGAGAGCAGCAAACAAUGCAACAAAAUCUUCAAAAUAUUUGCCUCAAGACAGGGGCCCCAAUGGAAUCCCAUGCAGCUACAGUACUCACACCUUAUGCCUUCUGUAAACUCCAGGAAGAACUUGUCUUGGCUGCACAUUAUGCUUCAUUUCAGAUGGAUGAUGGAUCUUUCCAUGUGAGACACCACACCAAGUUGGAAGGAGGCCGGAAAGUGAUUUGGAUCCCUCGAGAAGGUAUCAUAACCUGUAGCUGCCAUCAGUUUGAGUUCUCGGGGAUCCUAUGCCGUCAUGCGCUUCGGGUCCUCUCAACAGGGAACUGUUUUCAAAUCCCAGAACGGUAUCUACCUCUCCGUUGGCGUCGAAUCAACACAUCACCCACAAAACUCCUCCAGACUACCCCGAAUGAUCAUGCUGAACGUGUUCAGGCACUGCAGUCUAUGGUGUCAACUCUUAUUACAGAAUCAGCCAAGUCAAGGGAGCGGUUAGACAUGGCAACUGAGCAAAUUUCUAUCCUCUUAGCUCGCAUAAGGGAGCAACCUGUUUUGGCACAAGGUGCAAAAGACCUUACCAUCCACAAGACCCAUUAACUUAUUUUGCAGAACGUGGAAGAUAUUACUAAAACACUUUACUCCCUACGGUGAACAGAGGAAGCUUGUGAAAAAGAGCCCAUAAAAGAGGAGAGGAGGAAUUUGUCAUCCAAAAGAGGUUGAGUAAUGUGGAUCAGAUGUGAUGUUGUAAAGCUAGGUCGGGGGGAUUGGUUUGUUAUUGUAAGGGGUAGGCAUGGAUUAGACCUACUAGAUGUUCUGACAACAAGAAAAAAAAAAGAGAAAUAUGCCAAAUUUGUCUGAGAAGAACCUGACUAGGUGGCCCCUAAUCCCUAUUCAAAGCAAUUAUAUUAAUUUCUUUUGGACAGUGUAUAUUACACGUCAAAAAAGCUGUGGUUAGAUGAUCAUGUAUUAUGGUCGGGCCGCCUUUUCAAGCAUGGGUGGAAUUUUAUCCUCCCAAUUUAAUGGUUUUUUUGGAUGUUGCUUGACUGGGUUUAUGGCCUUACAGCAGUCACCCAUGCAAAAUAGGGCUAUAGACAAAGCAAGUCGAGAAACAUUUCCCAGAUUGGCUCGGGCUCAGAAACAAUCAAUCUGUUGAAUUCUUGCUUCUAACGAUUCCAAAGUUAUUAAGAUCAGAGUUAUCGGA
Molecule: messenger RNA, 2996 nt
Organism: Nelumbo nucifera (sacred lotus)
Lineage: Eukaryota; Viridiplantae; Streptophyta; Magnoliopsida; Proteales; Nelumbonaceae
Gene: FRS11
Product: FAR1-related sequence 11
Biological process (GO): regulation of DNA-templated transcription
Molecular function (GO): zinc ion binding
Source: RefSeq, a predicted model, not a curated record